Messenger RNA from Tuber aestivum (summer truffle), 693 nucleotides. NCBI's taxonomy places the organism in Eukaryota, Fungi, Ascomycota, Pezizomycetes, Pezizales, Tuberaceae. The record is from the annotation of a GenBank genome assembly.
AACAUGCUCCGCACGACCAUUGCCCGUACCUUUCGUGUUAACCGUAUUGUUACGCUUCGGUCCUACACCGAGGGAGCGACCGGUAGCGGAAUUACCCGUCCAGGCGGUGAAGCCGCUGGGUUUGUUAUUCAUUUUUCCACCUUUGGUAGGCCCUGGUGGAGAAUAAGUAGCUGACAUCUACAAUUAGUGAUGCUUUCACCAAACGAGAGAAGGCAAACGAGGACCUUUACGUCCGCGCACAGGAGAAGGCUAAACUUGUAAACUUCCCCACCCUCUCUCUCUGUACUCUCUUCUAUUCGAAUGCGGACAUCGCUAACGAGGAAAUAACAAUAAUAGUUGCAAUUGAAGGAAAAGCUCGCAAACCAGCGUAAGCACUUGGACGAACUGGAUGCUCACAUGUGUGUCCCCCGAUAUCGAAUCUCGAAAAUAGAAAACACCAAACUAACGGUAGCCCCACUACAGCGACGAACUCACCCGGGAACAGGGUGGAGAGCACAACUGAUUCCCCUUUCACUCGGCAAGCAGGGGAAGGGCUUCUGAAUGGUAUAUCCGGUUAUCGGAGGGCGCUUCUUUUUCCUCACUUUCUUCGUAAAGAGGGGGAAGGGAUGGAACAAAAUGAUUCAGUAGCAUAGGCCAUGGGCUGAAUGAGUUGUGGUUUCUCAUAACGGGACAGUUCAAUUCAAAGUUUGAGAU